UCCUACUGACACCUCCCUCACCUACCGUGCCCCCCCCAAUCUGGUCGGCCGACGAAAAUCGAGGUGAAAGAAGGAGAUACCAGGCCACCAUUUUAAGACAGGAAGAGAGGGGGAGGCACCCUGACAUCUCUCAUCACUUGGGGGGCUAAUGUUUCGUUUGGGGGGCGUGUGACCCCCCCCCCUCACAGCUGCCAUUCAUGAUCGACAUUUAAAGGGGCCUUGAUCGGCCGGCUCGGGGGGUCCCCUUUUCCGUUUGUCUUUUUUUUAAAAUUUUUAAUGAAAGGAGCAUUCCCCCUUCUUUUUUUUUUUCUCCUUGUCAAGGGCCGCGGCCUACUUGUUUGUUUUGCCUCCUCCGGCGGCUCCGGUGUUUCCUGAGCUGCGAGGCCGGCCCGCGGGUGGCGGUGAGCGGUCAGAGUCGGGGAGGAGAGCUCGGUGCAGGCCGUGACUCGGAGGAGGGAAGAGUGUUGCCAUAGAGGCGGCUGGCAGCACGAGGAGGAGAAUGGGCUGUCUGGGGAACAGUAAGACGGAGGACCAGCGCAAUGAGGAGAAGCAGCAGCGGGAGGCCAACAAGAAGAUCGAGAAGCAGCUGCAGAAGGACAAGCAGGUGUACCGGGCCACGCACAGGCUACUGCUGCUAGGUGCUGGAGAAUCUGGGAAAAGCACAAUCGUGAAGCAAAUGAGAAUCCUUCAUGUGAAUGGAUUUAAUGCUGAUUCAGAGAAAAAGGUUAAAGUACAAGAUAUUAAGAAUAAUAUUAAAGAGGCUAUUGAGACCAUAGUUGCAGCAAUGUGCAACCUGUCGCCUCCAGUGGAGCUAGCAAAUCCAGACAACCAGUUCCGAAUCGAUUAUGUCACAAACUUACCGAGCGACAAAGAUUUUGACUUCCCGUUGGAGUUCUAUGAACAUACAAAAGCGCUCUGGCAAGAUGAAGGCGUGAAGGCCUGCUACGAGAGAUCGAACGAGUACCAGCUCAUUGACUGCGCACAGUAUUUUCUAGAUAAAAUCGACAUUGUGCAACAGAAUGACUACACACCCUCUGACCAGGACUUGCUACGGUGCAGAGUCCUGACAUCAGGAAUAUUUGAAACAAAGUUUCAAGUUGACAAAGUGAACUUUCACAUGUUUGAUGUCGGGGGUCAGCGUGAUGAGCGCAGAAAAUGGAUUCAGUGCUUUAAUGGUAAGUUAUCCAUCAUUCUGCUUUUGGCUCUGUCAGUUAAAAAUAUGGUGAUCCGAGAGGACAAUCAGACCAACAGACUCCAGGAAGCACUAAACCUCUUCAAAAGCAUCUGGAACAAUAGAUGGCUACGGACAAUUUCAGUCAUUCUCUUCUUGAAUAAACAAGAUCUCCUUGCUGAGAAGGUUUUGGCUGGGAAAUCGAAAAUCGAGGACUACUUUCCAGAGUUUGCUCGUUACACCACCCCAGAUGAUGCAAAUCCAGAGGCUGAGGAAGACCCCAGAGUCACAAGGGCCAAGUACUUUAUUAGAGAUGAGUUUCUUAGAAUCAGUACAGCAAGCGGAGACGGCCGGCACUACUGUUACCCUCACUUCACAUGUGCGGUGGACACGGAAAAUAUUCGAAGGGUUUUUAAUGAUUGUCGGGACAUUAUCCAAAGGAUGCACCUCCGUCAGUACGAACUGUUGUGAUGGAGAGAUUCGUCUAUAUAUUUUUUCCUUUUUUUUUUUCCUGGACUCUUAAUUCAAUUAAAAAAAGAAAUGAAACUGCAAAAAUCCCACAGAAAAACAAACAAAAAAAUCUAUAAAAAAAUAAAGGGGGCGGGGGAAACAAUUCACCCAUCAAGGGAGGGAAAAAAAAAACCUGCGUGCAAACUCCCUCUCCAGCUUGCACCUGUUUUUACUUGUUUCCUUGCUGCCGGACAAUUGUGGAACUGUUAGCUUGCUGCCCUUCACCCCCCUCGAUGCCCUGAAACAGCACGGGCUGGCGCCAAAUCUUCCCUUGACCUCUCCCCCCUUUACACCCCCUCUCCCUUUCAAAAUGCCAACAUUAAAUGCAGUGCGCGUGGAGGAUUUUGACUUAAUGUAAGGUAUACAAAUGCAGCUGGAAUUGAGGGACUGUAC
Nanorana parkeri is the source of this 2074-nucleotide messenger RNA. It is a transcript of the gene GNAS, whose product is annotated as GNAS complex locus. The record is from RefSeq and is a predicted model, not a curated record. Gene Ontology annotation, biological process: sensory perception of chemical stimulus; adenylate cyclase-activating dopamine receptor signaling pathway. Lineage: Eukaryota; Metazoa; Chordata; Amphibia; Anura; Dicroglossidae. Gene Ontology annotation, cellular component: heterotrimeric G-protein complex. The transcript has 14 exons. Bases 500 to 1642 code for a protein of 380 amino acids. Gene Ontology annotation, molecular function: beta-2 adrenergic receptor binding; ionotropic glutamate receptor binding; G-protein beta/gamma-subunit complex binding.